Echinostoma caproni is the source of this 1620-nucleotide messenger RNA. The record is from the annotation of a GenBank genome assembly. NCBI's taxonomy places the organism in Eukaryota, Metazoa, Platyhelminthes, Trematoda, Plagiorchiida, Echinostomatidae.
AUGGCUAUAGGUAGCCCAAUGGGUCCUAUUCUGGCUGGUAUUUUCAUGGUUAGUCUGGAGAAGAAAGCCAGUAAGACACUGGAUGGCACUGUCCUGUAUAAAAUAUACGUCGAUGACACGUUAAUAAUCACCCGAAGCCCCAGGGAUACUGAGAUACUGUUAGCUGAAUUGAAUUUGCUUCACAGGGACAUACAAUUCACUAUGGAAACCGAGAAAAAACACUCCCAUUUCUGGAUAUUCUUAUUAGUCAAAGACUGGACGGGACUAUUUCGAGGUCCGGGCAUCGAAAAUCAACCUGGACCGGUCAGCAUGCACACUUNCUCGUACGUACACUGUUUGAUCCAGCUAGGAGGAUGUGCACUUCAGAUAAUGUGGAAAGCUGCCGUACCAUCACUGUUACCUCUACCACCACUUCCACCGCCACCACUAUUGGCACCACCACCAGUACCGUCAGUCACGUACGUACCCGUUUUAGGGACAAUCAGUGAAACCGACGUCACCACCAACAAUAGAUACAACUACAACGCCGCGAUUUCAGAACCGAGGACAGGAUUGGCAACCCACGUGCAGCCAAUCACUGCAGACCUCAAUCCUUGUCGGUACGAGAACUACAAUCCGUUCCGGGGAUACAUAUGUAUGCCCCAUUAUCAGACUCACCUGUUCAAUCCCAUAUCCACACAAGUGCCACUCACUCCAAGUCCUGGAGCGAUCCCUCGGACCGAUGUCAAUCUGAGCGAGCAUGUCUGUGCCGUGUUGACCCAUUCGCCCCAGUCACCCUCCCCUGUUUUGCAUCAAACCGCUCUGGUUAAGAAAUCUUUGCGUUUCGCAGACAGACGCUCCAAUCGCAAGUUUUCCACCUCAAAUCCGUACCUACUCCGUUCUGUACGUCAAUCCAUUCCGGUAAACCCACAUACUCCAACCCCGGAAAUGGACGGCACAAAUUCGAUGGUCAAAUCGGUGAAUCCGAUUGUCGAGCCCGGUCAUGGUUUACCACGUCUCGGUGAUCCGAUUGCCACCGGUUACGCUCUUACAGAUCAGUCGGCACUGAGUGUGCAUUCUGUGCCCACGAUGAAUACACAAACAAUACUACAUAACAAUCUCUCCUCCAACUCCGGUUCACCGAAUCUAUCACGUAGUAUUCGGCAGGUUUUGACCGGGACACCACCACCGCAGCCACCGCCGCAGCCAAAUUUGUCACAACCUCCACUUAUCCCACCGCCGGCUCCGAUCAAUCAGUCGAAUCCCCGAAUCCCGCAUAUGUCCAAUCAUUCUCCAUCACCCGAUCGAACGACACAGACUGUUGUCAUCGAUGGGAAAACUUACGAUGUGCAUGAGCUGGUCAGUAUGACCACACGACUAAAACAGGAUUUACUCGCCUGUACCGAUCGCAUUCGUUGGCUCGAAUCGGAGUUACAUCAGGCUAGAUUGCUUGUGAAUGCUAGGGACCGGGAUAUUCAUAAGUUACGUUCUGUGCUGGAUCAAAAAGUCUCAAACAUUCCCAGUUCGGGACAGUCAAGUGGGCUACAAAUGAUGGACACCGUGUUCGAGUUGGACGAAGCGCCGACCGGGUCCACAACCAUCUAUGACGGUUUGAUUGCACACAAUUCACAUGUCCCGUUG